Pantherophis guttatus is the source of this 1412-nucleotide messenger RNA. RefSeq names its product RNA 3'-terminal phosphate cyclase (gene RTCA). The record is from RefSeq and is a predicted model, not a curated record. Lineage: Eukaryota; Metazoa; Chordata; Lepidosauria; Squamata; Colubridae. Gene Ontology annotation, cellular component: nucleus. Gene Ontology annotation, molecular function: RNA-3'-phosphate cyclase activity. Gene Ontology annotation, biological process: RNA processing.
CCCGCUUUCUCAGUAGAGGCCGAAAGCCGGAGGAGGUGGCUGCGGCAGUGGCUGGAUUGCUCGCUUUCCGUGCUCGUCUUGGGUCGGGUUCCGGUCCCUCGGCUUUUCUGCUCCUGCGAGCGAGGGGGUUGAUCUCUCGGAAGGGCCUCUUCACUGACAGGGCGCGGGACGCGGCUUCUCAGCGGCGGCCCACCAUGGGCGACGAAGGCCGGGUGGAGAUAGAUGGCAGCGUUAUGGAAGGGGGUGGCCAAAUCUUGAGGGUUUCUACAGCUCUGAGUUGCUUGCUCAAUAAACCUUUGCAGGUGAAAAAUAUCCGAGCUGGCAGGAGUCAGCCUGGUCUAAGGCCUCAGCACCUGUCUGGAUUGGAAAUGGUUCGAGCUCUAUGUGAUGGACAGAUGGAAGGUGGAGACAUCGGGUCAACAGAGAUCACUUUCACACCUGGGAAGAUCAAGGGUGGAACUCACAUAGCGGACACUAAAACAGCAGGGAGUGUUUGCUUGCUAAUGCAAGUGGCCAUGCCCUGUGUCCUUUUUGCGGCCUCUCCUUCUGAACUUCGUUUGAAAGGUGGCACCAAUGCAGAGAUGGCUCCUCAGAUUGACUAUACGUUGAUGAUCUUCAAGCCAAUAGCUGAGAAGUUUGGUUUGAUUGUAGACUGUGACAUAAAAAGGAGGGGCUACUAUCCUAAAGGGGGUGGUGAAGUGGUUGUCCGAAUGUCCCCGGUUAAGCAGCUAAACCCAAUCAAUUUAAUUGACCGUGGUACAGUGACCAAGAUACAUGGAAGAGCCUUUGUAGCUGGAGCUUUGCCAAUCAAAGUGGCCAAAGAGAUGGCUUCUGCUGCAGUGAAAUGCAUCAGGAAAGAGAUCCGGGAUCUUUAUGUCAAUAUUCAGACUGUUAGAGAGUCGGAUAAUGAGGCCUUUGGAACAGGAUCUGGAAUUAUAAUUGUUGCAGAGACAUCCACUGGCUGCUUGCUGGCAGGAUCAUCCCUUGGUAAAAGAGGUAAAAAUGCAGACAAAGUUGGAAUCGAAGCAGCAGAGAUGUUGCUGGGAAACCUUCGGCAUGGAGGUGCUGUGGAUGAUUAUCUGCAGGACCAACUGAUCGUUUUCAUGGCUUUAGCAAAUGGGAAAUCAAGAAUAAAAACUGGACCAAUUACACUGCACACAGAAACGGCUAUACAUUUUGCUGAACUGCUGACAAAAGCUAAGUUUACAGUGACAAAAUCAGAAGACGACUCUUCCAAGGAUGCCCAUAUUAUUGAGUGCCAAGGAAUCGGAUUGCUAAAUACAAAUCUCUAGUUAUUGCUCUGGGUGGGAUGGUGUUAUGUUUAUUUUGGUUUGUUUUUCUUGAAAUAUCUGCAUAAAUGUAUUGCACUUCGUUCACUGGAAUGUUUGAAUAAAGUGCUUCCUUAAAUUCCC